This is a messenger RNA of Xyrichtys novacula (pearly razorfish), 6263 nucleotides long. The record is from the annotation of a GenBank genome assembly. Lineage: Eukaryota; Metazoa; Chordata; Actinopteri; Labriformes; Labridae.
ACUGCUCUUGAACACCCUCCUCCCUGAACGUUCAAAUGUAUGGCGGACAGAGAUGGCGGAGGUGAGUUACUCAACAUUGGGGCGUCGUUGUUGAAAAACGUCAGUGAAGCUUCACUCACAAUCUGUGGAAAAUGUUUACGAUAUUUCUGAUUUAGCAAUAGGGUUGUCAUUAUUCUUGACACACAUUAUUAUUAAAAUAUAAAAGAAAAAGUUGAGCAAUUGGCAUGAGCAAUUCGUAAUCAAUAGCAGGGCUCUUCCUUGUUUGGUAACAGUGUGGGGUUGUAAAUCUUGGUAUGUUUGUUACAUAUUCACUUUUUACGCUACCGUAUUUUCAAAAGACACUUGAAACUGUGAGGCUACUCCAAUGCAGCAGCCCGGACAGAAAGUUAUAAACAGAACAAAUAUUGUUCAAAGCCAGCUGAAAAGUAAAGACUCUCUGAGUCUGUCAACUUCUCCUAUAAACAAGGAUUAUAGCCGAUCAUAAUAAAAAGUUUAAACAUUUAUUGGACCUGAUAUAGACUGGCCGAUGAAAACUGGACGACAAAAAUAGUGUUAUCUUUCAACCUUUGGUAUCUGGCAUUGUGAUCUUCAGCUGACAGCAUCUGAAACUCUUUACUGAGCUGCAAACAGUCCGUCUUUACAACUGGACACUCCUCAAAACUGUUGGAAAACAAUGAUUAAAUAAAGAGAAUCAUCCUUGAGUUCACUUAAUUUUGAUGAAUAUUUUAUAAAAGAUUAAUUAGCAAACACUUUUUAAUUCUUUGAUUUUUUUAUGUUAUUGUGAUAGUUUUCUAUUUCAACACAGUGACAUGACUCCUGUGAGGAACUUUUGGUUUGUGUUGGCUCUGGCCCUCCCCGAGUGAUACAGCCUAUCUCUUGUCCAUCCCAUUUUCCAUUAAAAGAUAAAAUAUAUCACUCUCUUUAUUUAUAUUUGACAUUUUCUUCUUCAGUCUGCUGUCCCCCCAUGGCAAAUUUCCAGCAUUUAAAAAUAACAACAGAGGAAUUAUCAGUCUGCACUUAUUGCUGGUGGUCUUGUUUGCUUAAUGUCUCAAGGAAGCGUUAGUAUCAGUCACAGUCUGUUUCUAAACCAUUUAAAAACUCUUGACAGUGCCUCAAAGGGUUUUAUAGUGGAGUACAGUCUGUGCCUCGGGGAAUCCUUUAAACAGCAGCUCAAAGACAAAACAAGAAUAGUUCUUGUGUACUACUCUGUAAACUGGCACAUUUUCUAGUUACAUUUACAGCAAGGUUUAGAGACAUAGUGACCUUCCAAUAUGAGUUCAAAGGCGUGGUAAGGUAAUGAGGUCUGUAUGCUUGUGCUUCAAUCACCUUUCAGCUCACCGUUAGUGGUUUGAAACAGGAACAUUUUACUAUUUAAUGUAAAAAAAAUUUAAUUAAUCAUGUUAUUCUCUUAAAUGUCUCAUAACCGACCUACUUUCUUACAUCGCUAUGUGUUAAAUGUUCUGAGAAAGCAUUUGAUCAACGAGCUUUUCAUCAUCUACCACAGCAGAAAUAAUCCAUUAAGCAGUAUGGACACCACAAAGAGCUGCAGAGUAAUUCAUUUUCUUAGAAGCAUUUCUUGCUCUAAGUCAGCCUUUAAAAUUUUGCUUUAUUGCCAAUUCUAUAUUUAAUACUGUAUUACUGGCAAUCUCACUAAAGGUGACAGGCUCUGGAUUGAUAUCUGAGUCAAUAUAUCGUCAGGUUGGAAGACAGUGAGCUUAAUUUUGCUUUGUUCAUGCAGUCCUUAAUGCACAUGGUCAAACCUCUAUAAAUACUGUACUUCUCUUAAAUCUGUGACUAAUGUUUUAAAAGGCUUCAGUGUAACAUGUAUUUACAUAUUCAACGUGAAGUCUGUCAGAUGAUUAACCUAAAUAUCUCAGUCAGAGCCUCUUUAUUGCACCGGGAAAAUCAUUUUUUCACACUCAGACUUGCGUAAGAGAAAGGGACCUUCCAGUUCUUGGUUAGCGUGCUAGUUCAUUCAGUGUGUUGUCCACUGAUCAGCACUCACUGAGUACUCUGUGGUUGUGUGCGUGUGCGUGUGUGUCAGAGUCUGAGGAUGAAGAUUGCCGUGCUGGGAGCCACUGGGCAGACCGGACAGUAUCUGGUCAGUCAGGCGUUGCAGCAGGGUCACACAGUCACCGCCAUUGUUAGGAACCCUGCAAAGCUCACCGUGCAUCAUGACAAACUCAAGGUAAAAAAAACAGCUCAAUGAUGGUGUUAAGUUAUGUCUAUGCUUAUUUUAUGAUGUGUUCAAUGUCCAGUCAGUGAGAUGGUUUGGUGAUUCAUUUUUUAUUGAACCCAAAUGAAGGUAAAGUUUUAACCAGUUGAUGUGUUUCUGAACAGAAGAUACUUUUUUGUGCUGUAUGAAUUAUCGCUUCACCACAAGCUAAAUGUUUUGAUGCCGCUUUGAUUCAAUCCCACGUUUCACUCUGUCUAUGCACAACUGAAAACAGAGCCCCACAAAUGUUUUUCUUUUUGGUUAACAUUUGCAGAAAAAGUUGAGAAGUACUUCCACUGAUAUUGAAGGUGUUGUGUUACAAAAUGUAGAUUACGUGCACCAGAAAUUUGUAAAAAUAAAAAUAAAAAUAAUAAGUUAAUUUUCUUUAGGAAAUGUUACUUAUAUUGUUGGCUAAAUCAAAGUGGUAAUUUUUAUUAUACAAACACCAUUGAAAGCACCAAAUAUUUGUGUAUAAGUGCAAGUAAAAAGGUACUUUGAGGAUUUUUGGGGACCAUAGCAAGAAUGAGUAAUUGUUUAAAUAGACUUUUAAUGAGAAAUCUUGAGUAUACACAACACACAACUAGAAAGAAAAUGGGAAAAUGAAUUGGAAUCUAGGCUACAUGGCUUCUGUUAGUUCGUUACUUAUUUAGUUAGUCAGUUAAAUACUUUAUCGUCAGAAUCUCUUCUGAAAAUUUUCUUGCACCCAAGGCACUUGUUUUUUUUAACAAGAAAGAAAGCAUUACAACAUAUAUCACAAUAUAGCAUCAAACAAACAUCAGACAAAGUGUUUCAUCAAACAAUAGCAACAACUGUAAAAUAUAACAGAACAUAACGCAAGACAAUCAUUAGACAUAUAACGUGCUUAAUACAUAACAUCAAAGUUAUUGCAGUGCCUCCAAGUCCCUUCUCUGGCAGCGAUUUAUUGCCCUGAAAAGAGUAACUAAUUUAACCUUUUAACAGACUGAGGAAUGAAAGGGGUCCUCAGUCUUUUUAAUCUCUCAUUAAUCUAGCCGUAGGGACUCUAUAUCUCCUGUUAGUUGGCAGCAACUGGUACUCUUAAAAUAAAACGUGGGUCUGAUCAGACAAAAUAUUGUCUACCAGGGACAGCAUUUGUCUUUAUUAUGCAGCUCUGAAAACUGUUUGAAAACUGUGUUAACUCUUACUGUUAUAAAUCUUAAUAAUUCAAAUUCAGUUUUGGUGCCUGGAUUAUUUCAAGAAAAUUACUGAAUUAGAACUUUCACCUCAGGAUUUUUCAGGUUCUCUCUCUGUCUUAUUUCUGCAGGUAGUGGAGGCUGAUAUUUUCUCUGCAGACAGCCUGAAGCCUCACUUCAAAGGUCAGGAUGUGAUCAUGUCCUGCCUUGGCUUCCCGAUCUCCUACUUCUCUGUAGUGACGGGAUACACCCAGUCCAUGAGCAGCAUUAGCCACGCCAUGAGAGACGCCCGGGUCAACAGGCUCAUCACCAUGACCUCGUGGUACACUGACCGUAAGUGCUUUACACGGGAGGAAAUCAGAAAUAACCAACCAAACUGAUUCCAUACCCUCUUUAAAGUCCCACUCCGAUCCUUUUUUUUUACUACCUAAAGCGUUCUCAGUGGUCUUUAAAUUGUGAUUAUGUAGUUUUUAGCUAAAAUCACAUUACCUGUGUCAUUUUCAAGGACUUUUCUUCUGCAGAGCUCCAGUAGCUCAUUAGCAAUUCACCUCUGAGUUGUGGGCGGAGACAGCGCUGCUCUGCACACUCGUCUUCACGUUAGUUUGAAGUCUAACAUUGCCGGUGUUGUAGACAUGGCAGGUAACAUAGGAGCUAUUCAGCUCUUGGACACUAAUGUCUUUAGGGACACGAUGAAAGCUAAUAUCAUAAUUAGCUUUGUUACGAGCAUUGCAAUCCACUAAUGCACACGCUUGUUCCGCGAUCGUCCUCUGUAUUUCUCCUCUAUAUGCAGAGUGUGGCCUGCAAAGUGGGGCUCCGGGGGCGGAGCUUGGAUUGGUUAUGUAUAAAAUCUCACUGUUUCUGAUCCUGCUGUUUGGGUCUGACAGAGAUUCACAGCAAUUUGAAUGAAGUAAUACUAUAAUAUGUCCGUUAGCUUCAGAAAAAUGCCACAUGAACAUGUAGACGACAAGAAAAACAUGACUUUCAUCGAAGUGGGUCUUUAACUUAUGUGUGCAUAAAUACGUAUUUACUCUUUAACCUUCUCAUUAUUGCUUUAUAGAUACUUUUAUAAACUGAAGGUUUUUCACUGGGAAGCCUAAUAAUGUACUCAUUUCAAGCAGAAAGCUCUAAGAUUACAUAAUUUUAUUUGUAACAAGUUGUAUCAGCUGAUUUGUUUUCAUUGUAGAGUUAAAGGGCAGCUGUGUCAGUAGUUUCUUUCUCUAAAGAAAGUUGUGCAACCCACUAAAAUCCUCCUGUUGAUUUAUUUGAGUCACUUAUUUAUCAGAGACCAAGUCAGUCAUUCUUUAAUUUUUGGCAAUUUAAAACUGACUCUGUGUGCUCAAGUGAGGCCAGUUGAGAAGCCAAAAGAGGCUCAGCCUUUCUGUACAGUGAUGAAUCCUUCCAUCCUGAAAUCAGAUGUGAGCAAAUGACCUCGACAGUCAUUUUGAGCGCUUUAUAAAUGUGCUCUGUAAAAUGUAAAGAUUACAAGCUGAUCAUUGAGAAUAUUAAACAGUAAAAGACAAACACUCACCAGCGUUCAUGUGAAUUUUAGGCUAUCAUCUUAGUGCUUAAUAAGCGUUUUAUAUCCUGUUGUUUUCAUGGUUAUUAGAAAAUUUAGCUGACAUUCAAGGAUCGUUAUCUGAAUUUUAUUUCUUUUUAACAUCCAUGGAGAAAAAUUAAGAGGUUUCUUUGUGUCCUCCUCUUUUCCUGAUAGCAAACUCUGGAUCAAAGUCGUCUUAUCUCAUCCGCUUCCUCCUGCUGCCCAUGAUCAGAAGCGUUCUUGCCAACAUGUACGAGAUGGAGCAGUCUCUGCAGAAGACUGAUGACAUUAACUGGACUGUGGUUCGCCCGCCCGGUCUCAAGAGCCUGUCUGCCUCAGGUAAAAAGAGAAACGCAUGAGUCAAAUAAACCGUAGAAAAGACUGACCAUCGGGCUCAUGUUGCCUCUGGACCCGUUUUGACACGGUUCAGGUUGAUUAGCAUGUGCUCUCAUUACUUCAUCCGAAGAAUGAAUGAGCCUAUUUUUAGUGAAUGUCACUUAUUUCUCAGAGGGUUUCAGUAUGCGCCUGUAUGACAUGGACAAAGAAAAUGCCUUUUAAUGCCUUUGACUCUCUCUCUCUCUCUCUCUUUCGCUCUCUCUCUCUCUGUGCUCCCGACAGCUCAAGAGUUCCUGACACACGAAGGUUACUUUGUGCCUGACAGUAGUGGUAACCCGUCAGGUAGCGCUAUGGCAAGAGGAGAUGUGGCUCGCUUCAUGCUCUCCCUGCUCAACAGCAACGCCUGGGUGAAGAAGGGAGUCGCCAUCGUCACAAAAUAAGAAAGAAGAAGAGGUAAAGGGCUAGUUCACUUUACAAAAACACUACAUUUUCUCACCAAGCUGGUGGUAUUUACACAUGAGGAUGUUUAACUCUGGUUUUACAAACAGGUUAUCUAUUUUUUAUUUUUUUUUUUUUUAUUUAAGAUUAACCAAAAAUAUCUCUGAAAGUUACAAACUUUUCAGCAUCUCUCAGUUCACAAUUUUAAAUGUACCGUCUGAAGAAAAGGAUGAAAUAACUGCCUUAUGUGUGCUUGUCUGUCUAAUGAAUGUCUUUGAAUUCACUCUUAAUUUACAUGUUUGUGUUUUUAUAAGCUUGAAACCUUAAUCCAUGAAAAUCUAGCUGUCUGUGUACAAUGCUAUUUCAUGUGAUUGUAAUACUUACCUUUUGCCACAUGGUGGCAGUGUUGUGCCAUGUCUGAUUGCAGUUAUAAAAAUUCAACUGUGACUAACUUUAAUCGAAGAGUUAAUAAGGAAUAAAAAAUAAAUAUAUGUUGCACUUUAUUUUCAUUUGAGUUUUUUGUUUUCCAUUGUGUUUCCUAUCAGUUCUGUGAAAUAAAAAUACAACAAACAUACGAAAUGCAAAA